UUGUCAUAUCUUUCUUUCUUUCUUUGUUAGUUAGCUGAAGAUGAUAUCUUUGUUUAGGUAUACCUAGAUUAUUGAAUUAGCUUGUGAUUCACUUUCCAUGAAAGUGGGGAGGAGAAAUGCAGUAACUUGAAAUAAAGAAUAAAAUUGCGUAUUCUUCUUCUUCUUCUUCCAAGGGAUGGGCUUCGAAUGAAUGGAAGUGGCUGUGAUUCUGACUGCUGGCAUAGCAGCAGCGACAAACGGACGCCAUUCUUGUCUCUAAAUUUGGGAUUUUACUAUAUUUAUAUUCCUGCUGCAUAGAACCCAACGUUUUUAUUAUGGCCUCAUCCGUGCCUUUUCUACACUAUUCUUCUCCCAGAUUGAACCUCAGGAUUAACGAUCAAUUACCCUCAUCCUCUCAUCCCUCAUCUUCAUCACUCACCUUCUCCUCCCCUUCAUCAAAUUCUCCUUCAUCUUCAUCGGCUAACAGAGAAAAGAAUUCCAGGUGGAGCUUCAACAUCUUCAAUUUUGCUGGGUUUAACAAUAUCUUGAAAUCUCAACCUCUCAGAGCUGAAGCUAUGAGUUCCACUCAAGCAAUUGUUUCAUCACCACGGGGCAUUGUUGAUAUCAAAGAUGAACCUGAUCAUCUUCUUGUCCUUGUUCAUGGUAUAUUGGCCAGUCCAAGUGACUGGAUUUAUUUUGAAGCAGAAUUGAAGAGGCGUCUUGGAAAAAGAUUUUUGAUAUAUGCAAGUUCAUCAAACACAUUCACAAAAACUUUUACAGGCAUUGAUGGAGCUGGAAAACGACUAGCAAAUGAAGUUAUGGAAGUAGUGAAAAAGAAGGGGAGCUUAAAAAGAAUAUCAUUUUUGGCUCAUUCUCUUGGCGGAUUGUUUGCAAGAUAUGCCAUUGGUGUGCUUUACUCACCAAGCACCACCAGUAGCACGGAUACUGAACCAGAUUUGGAGGGGGCACUUCCAUCCAGAAAAGGUAUGAUUGCUGGAUUGGAGCCGAUCAAUUUUAUUACCUUGGCAACUCCUCAUCUAGGGGUGAGGGGGAAGAAGCAGCUUCCAUUUCUUCUUGGAGUACCUAUCCUAGAGAAGCUGGCUCCAUUAAUAGCUUCCUUCAUUGUUGGCCGGACUGGUAGUCAACUGUAUCUAACCGAUGGUAAACCUGACAAACCACCUCUACUGUUGAGGAUGACUUCUGAUAGUGAGGAUGGAGACUUUAUAUCUGCUCUUGCCUCAUUCAGAAGCCGUGUUCUUUAUGCUAACGUUUCAUAUGAUCAUAUGGUUGGGUGGAGGACAUCCUCUGUAAGGAGGGAAACAGAGCUUGUUAAACCUCCACUUCGAUCUUUGGAUGGUUACAAGCACGUUGUAGAUGUUGAAUACUGUCCCCCAAUUCCUUCAGAAGGCCCUCAAUUUUCUCCUGAAGCAGUUAAGGCGAAAGCAGCGGCACAAAAGACACCAACUGUGGAGGAGAAUACAGUUGAAUACCAUGACAUCAUGGAAGAGGAAAUGAUACAUGGACUACAACAAUUAGGAUGGAAGAAGGUUGAUAUAAGCUUUCACUCAUCGUUCUGGCCCUUCUUUGCUCAUAACAACAUCCAUGUGAAAAAUGAAUGGCUUCACAAUGCCGGAGCAGGAGUGGUUGCGCAUGUAGCCGAUGGAAUUAAGCAGCAAGAAAAAAAACAGGAUUCUUCUUCUUCUCCACUAAUCACAGCAAACUUAUAGCAUCUUCUUUAGUUUCUGUAAUAUGUUGAACUGUAACUUUGCAACUUCUGCUUCAACCACCAUAUCUACCCUCCAAAGUGAUGUCAUAGUGAUUUUAAAAAUGAAAUUAAUAGUUCUAAACUCAA
Molecule: messenger RNA, 1831 nt
Organism: Impatiens glandulifera
Lineage: Eukaryota; Viridiplantae; Streptophyta; Magnoliopsida; Ericales; Balsaminaceae
Exons: 11
Coding region: 315-1706 (463 amino acids)
Source: RefSeq, a predicted model, not a curated record